AUGGUGGGAGUCUUUGAGCUCUACGCCAUGCUGAAAGCGGGCAGCAUGGACUUCGUGGGCCAGAAACAGGCCUUUAACAUGCAGUUUUACUUCAUUUGGACAUCAGGCGUGAUUGGUUACAUUCACGGUUUCUUGGCGCAGAGGUUUUUGUUCACGUUUCUCUGGAUAUUUGGUACAACGCUCUUUGUGACCCUCAUGUGCCUGCCGCCCUGGCCGAUGUGGAACAGGCAUCCGGUGGCGUGGCUCGAACCCAAAGAGCGAGACGACGAUGACGAGCCGAAGCCGAAAAAGGCUCAGGACACAAGCAAAGACGCCAAAAAAGGUGGGAAGAAGAAGAAAAAUUAG
Symbiodinium sp. CCMP2456 is the source of this 345-nucleotide messenger RNA. The record is from the annotation of a GenBank genome assembly. Lineage: Eukaryota; Dinophyceae; Suessiales; Symbiodiniaceae.